AAGAUCCGGCUCCGCUAUAAGAUCUUUGGCCAUGAUCGCGGUGAGGAGCGGCCUGUUCCUGGGGGCAGCCGGCGAUGUGGCGCAGCCUCGCAGUCUCCCGGACCGCGGCAUCUCCCACGUCCUCACCGUGGACUCGCAGGAACCGCCGCCUCUGGGGGACGUUUGCGCGAAGUUUGUGCGGGUGCUGGACGACCCGUGCACCGACCUGCUCAGCCUCCUGGACGAGUGCGUGGGCUUCGUGCAGCAGGGGACGGCGGGCGGCGCCGUGCUGGUGCAUUGUCAUGCAGGAGUCAGCAGAAGUGCCGCUGUAGUAACUGCUUAUAUAAUGAAAACUGAUAACCUGAGUUUUGAAGAGGCAUACAGUAAACUUAAAGCCAUUAAAUCAGAUGUCAAGAUAAAUGAUGAGUUUGUGAAGCAGCUAAAACUGUAUGAAGUAAUGGGCUAUAAAGUGGAUUUAACAAGUGCUGAUUACAAACAAUAUCGACUUGAGAAAGUCACUGAGAAGUACCCAGAACUGCAGAAUUUACCGAAGGAAUUAUUUGCAUUGGAUCCCAUGAGCCUGGGGAAAACCAGCGAAGCAAUCUACAGGUGCAGAAAAUGUAGGCGUUGUUUAUUUCGUGGCUCAAGUAAUUUGACUCAUGCACCUGGAACUGGACCAGCAGCCUUUGGUCACAAGAGGUUGACUCAAACCCGAGGUGGUGAUCAGACUAAAUGUACAUCUUAUUUCAUUGAACCAGUGCAAUGGAUGGAGCCUUCACUACUUGGUGUUUUGGAUGGACAGUUGCUUUGCCCAAAAUGCAACUGCAAGUUGGGAUCUUUUAACUGGCACGGUGAUCAGUGUUCCUGUGGACGUUGGGUGACUCCUGCUUUCCAGAUACACAAGAAUCGAGUUGAUGAAAUGAAACAUUUAAAUAUUGCCAGUGUUGAAAAUGUAAAUAGUUGAAUAAUACACCCGUUUGAUUGUACCCUGUACUUGCAAAGCUGGUUAAGUGAAGAAAAGUUUCCUCCUUAUUUCAUCUUAACUUAAACAGCAUAACCUGAUCAAGAAAAGGAAAUCACGGCAUUACUUGGGGUAGUUAACAUAUUUCCAGCAAAUAUUAUCUAAACAUCCAACAUUGUACUGCAAACUAUUUUUUAUAUGUAUGAAGGAACUGCAAACUAUUUUAAUAAAUGGACCAAGAAUUGUUUGAAAUAAAUACUUUAAGCAGU
Amblyraja radiata (thorny skate) is the source of this 1209-nucleotide messenger RNA. RefSeq names its product dual specificity phosphatase 12 (gene dusp12). The coding region runs from base 32 to 943 and encodes 303 amino acids. The transcript is spliced from 6 exons. Gene Ontology annotation, biological process: protein dephosphorylation. NCBI's taxonomy places the organism in Eukaryota, Metazoa, Chordata, Chondrichthyes, Rajiformes, Rajidae. Gene Ontology annotation, cellular component: nucleus. Gene Ontology annotation, molecular function: protein tyrosine/serine/threonine phosphatase activity. The record is from RefSeq and is a predicted model, not a curated record.